CCUUUCUGCUUGUGAAUGGUUUCCGUAGCUAUUGACCUUGUGCAGCUGCCAAUGAUACCUGCCUUCUCUUUUGGCCUUGCCCUAUCAGCAGAGAAAGGCGUGGCUGAAUUAGAGACGAGAAGCAUGGCGGAUGUCAGUUGGAGGCCUCCGCGAGCAUGUAGUGAUUAUUGGGAGGAAUGGAAAAACUGCAAGAGUAUCCGUAAUCGUUUUCACUAUUACUACACCUAUGGAGAGAGCCCCUCCUGCCAGCAGUGGAAGGCAGACUACUUAAACUGCAGAGAGUGGGAGAAAAAGAUGAAUGUGGAAUCCAGGGCAGCUUUAUGUGAAAGUGAAAGAAAACGGCUUGAGGAACGGCAGAGUUAUUCUUUAGUCUGGGAAAUGCGGAAGAGACCACCACCUGACUGGCAUCUCCCAUUAGACUACAGGAAACCAAAUGAGUGAAUGCUUGUUUCCUUUGCACCAUGAUGUGGAUUGUUCAGAGUAGCUUUUUUUUUUGUUUUUUGUAAAGCCUGGUAUUCUGUUAGAACAACAAAAAAAAUGAAGAUUUGCUGGCACACAUACUUGACCAGAAAAUAAACUGCUUAGCAAAGAAAAUAUUCACUGUAACACAUGGACCUUAGUGCUAGACUGAAGUUUGUUCAAAAAAGCUGCUGUCUGUUCUUUAUAUUUUAUUCAUUUUAUACCAGAAAUAUUUUACAUAGAACAAUCUCAUCAUCCCUGCUGUCAGGAUAGAAUGGACAAGCGCUAACAGCACUUCUUGUUACAUAGCUGAGUAAGGCAGUGUUUCCUCACUUUAACAACAGACAGAAUAUGAAAUAAAAGUACCAAAAAAAUGUU
Protopterus annectens (West African lungfish) is the source of this 837-nucleotide messenger RNA. It is a transcript of the gene C4.PART0H22orf39, whose product is annotated as chromosome chr4.part0 C22orf39 homolog. NCBI's taxonomy places the organism in Eukaryota, Metazoa, Chordata, Ceratodontiformes, Protopteridae. The transcript is spliced from 3 exons. Bases 16 to 441 code for a protein of 141 amino acids. The record is from RefSeq and is a predicted model, not a curated record.